Molecule: messenger RNA, 2747 nt
Organism: Sander lucioperca (pikeperch)
Lineage: Eukaryota; Metazoa; Chordata; Actinopteri; Perciformes; Percidae
Gene: adra2c
Product: adrenoceptor alpha 2C
Exons: 2
Coding region: 358-1791 (477 amino acids)
Biological process (GO): regulation of vasoconstriction; regulation of smooth muscle contraction; platelet activation
Cellular component (GO): membrane
Molecular function (GO): alpha2-adrenergic receptor activity
Source: RefSeq, a predicted model, not a curated record
GAGAGAUGCGGGCGCACUCGGGAUGGGAGAGGACGCGUUGAGGAGGCAGCCCGCUCUCUAACUAUGGACAUUCUGUCUUCUAGUUUUUGGAAUAAGGACUUAAAAGACUUUGCAUAUUGCGUUGUCUCUCUCCUUCUCCCUCUCCCUCUGUGUCUCUCUCUCUUUUUCCAAAGAAGAGACUUACAUGCAGGAGGUGGAAGAUCGCAGGUAAGGAGAGGAGAAAAAUGCAAUUUGCAGCAGAUUUCUGUAGUAAAAUAUACGCUUAGAUCCUAAUGGGAUAUUUCUACAUUUUAUUUCCGCACAUUUUAAUUUUUUAAAAGACAUACCUUGACUAAAGAAAAAAAAAAAAGACUCAAAAUGGAUUUCUUGAAUAGUUCCAGCCUGGAGGACGGGAUACAGGCAGAAAAUAUCUCCUCUAAUUCUACCUCUCAGAGGCAGUACAGCCAGCUCGCUAUCUGGGCUCUGGCCGGACUUGUCAGCUUUCUGAUUUUGUUUACAAUAGUCGGGAACGUCUUGGUUGUUAUCGCCGUUUUAACGAGCAGAGCUCUGAAGCCACCUCAGAAUCUUUUUCUCGUCUCCCUGGCCAGUGCGGACAUACUGGUGGCCACCCUGGUCAUGCCCUUUUCUCUGGCAAAUGAACUCAUGGGCUACUGGUUUUUUGGCAAAAUUUGGUGUGACAUCUACCUGGCUCUGGACGUUUUAUUCUGCACGUCUUCUAUUGUUCACCUGUGCGCUAUUAGUUUGGACAGGUACUGGUCAGUGACACAGGCAGUCGAGUAUAACUUGAAGAGAACGCCUAAAAGAGUGAAAGGGAUGAUUGUGGUGGUGUGGCUGAUCUCAGCUGUCAUCUCCUUUCCACCGCUGAUCUCAAUGGACAGGAGCAGCAGCGAGGCCAGUCCCCAGUGUAUCCUGAAUGAUGAGACCUGGUACAUCCUCUACUCCAGUCUUGGCUCUUUCUUUGCCCCCUGUGUCAUCAUGAUCCUGGUCUAUAUUCGGAUCUACCAAGUGGCAAAGACCAGGACCAGAACUAUGUCAGAGAAGAAGAGGGACGUGGACUCGCCGCUGGAGAAUGGGAUGGACCAAGCUGAAGCAGGCCGAGGAGGGUCAUUAAAGUCCAACCCGGACAGGAGCACGAAAGAGCAGGACCGCGAGAACGGACACUGCAAAGAGCAGGCAGUCCGAUCCCCUCUGGCCAACGAGCCCAAACACCCACCGACAGACCACGACGACGACUUUGACGACAGCAGCUCUUCAGAGGGGAAACCGAAGAAGAGUUCCAGUUCCUCCAAACAUCACCGUGACGACAUAAAAGACAGGAAGUCCAGCCGGAAAAGUAGCUCCGCCUCUAAAUACUCCAGCAGGAAGUCGCGUGCCAGUUCCAAGUCUAUGGAGCUGUUCUCGUCUCGCCGUAAACGCCGGAGCACCGUCAAUCGGAAGAAAGUCUCCGCCGCUCGGGAGAAGCGCUUCACCUUCGUCCUCGCAGUUGUCAUGGGCGUUUUCGUCGUUUGCUGGUUCCCGUUCUUUUUCUCCUACAGCUUGUAUGGAAUCUGCCGGGAGCCGUGCCAGAUCCCCGAGACGCUGUUCAAGUUCUUUUUUUGGAUUGGCUACUGUAACAGCUCGCUAAACCCAGUCAUCUACACCAUCUUCAACCAGGACUUCCGCAGAGCCUUCCAGAAGAUCCUCUUGGCACGUACAAUAGAUUGGCAUCACGAGCAAUUUGCUCUCCCAGCCAUGUGUUCGCAUGUUCCACUCCCCUCUGAGAAAAAAGAUGGAAUACAGAGGUACUGCUGAGGUAUUUGUGUGUGUGUGUGUGUGUGUGUGUGUGUGUGUGUGUGUGUGUGUGUGUGUGUGUGUGUGCGUUCGUGCGUGCGUGGAAGAGCAAGAGAAGGCAAAGUACAACAGUGAAACUAUGUGUUGAUAAAAAUGAGCCGGAGAGUUUACCGCAUCUUAUCCAAACUGCUAGUUAGUGAUUGUCUGUGUGUGUGUGUGUGUGUGUGUGUGUGUGUGUGUGUGUGUGUGUGUGUGUGUGUGUGUGUGUGUGUGUGAGCCUGCUUUCUUAAAUGGCCUGAUUUCUUCUGGUCAAGUGUCUUUCUAUUCUCCACCACCCUCUUUUCUGUCACACAUCUUUUCUCUACCUUACAGCCAGAAAAAGCACUUGGCUACAGAAAAAGCAAAACACCUUAUCACUCUGUUUUAUGUCUGGUGACACACACACACACACACACACACACACACACACACACACACACACACACACACACACAAAACGACUUAUACAGUCAGUAUUUCAUCUUUACAUUUUAAGCAUUUACAGCCAGAAGGGCUAAUGCUUUUUUUUCCUUCUUCCCUUGUGUAAAUAAUUGAAGAAAGUACAGAAUUAUUAUGUGGUGCCUCAUAAUCACACAUGUAUCAAUAUGAUAAAAGAUGUAUUGUUUGUAUAAUGAACAACGCUUUAAAAGUUUUUCAUGCGACACCAACCUCUGUCCUUUUCUAAAAGAGCAAGUGUUUACCUCUAUGCUUUGAGCACAUUCAUACGAUCAAAUAAAGAGAUUACUAACUGUCAUUUGAAAAUUGAAAGAGUGCAUGACUGCAUUCUUCAUCACUGUUAAUUCUUGUAUGUACUUUUUUUACUGUUGUGCCACUGUUGUUUUAUUUAUUACACUGUAAGCUGCUGUUGUUGUUCAGGCCCGGGAGCAUCAAUCCACUCAAAGAAUGUGAAAUAAAUGGAAAUUACAUUCACGCUUUAA